Molecule: messenger RNA, 1194 nt
Organism: Bacidia gigantensis
Lineage: Eukaryota; Fungi; Ascomycota; Lecanoromycetes; Lecanorales; Ramalinaceae
Exons: 2
Coding region: 1-1194 (397 amino acids)
Biological process (GO): proteolysis
Cellular component (GO): fungal-type vacuole
Molecular function (GO): metalloaminopeptidase activity; zinc ion binding
Source: RefSeq, a predicted model, not a curated record
AUGGUUGGAGCGCACACAGAUUCUCCAUGUCUGCGAGUCAAACCUGCCAGUAAAAGGCAAGCAGAGGGUUUCUUGCAGGUUGGCGUUGAGACAUAUGGAGGCGGUAUAUGGCAUACCUGGUUCGACCGUGAUUUGAGUGUCGCGGGAAGACUGAUGAUCAAAUCAAAAGACGGUGACUUCGUGCAGAAACUUGUCAAAAUCAACCGUCCAAUCCUUCGUAUACCCACGCUUGCAAUACACCUUGAAAGACAGGAGACUUUCUCCUUCAACAAGGAGACUCAACUGUUUCCCAUCGCUGGGCUUGUGGCAGCAGAAUUAGACCGCAAAGCCAAGAACGACCAGCGGAGUGAAGAAGCCACGGACGUCGAGGGUUCCAAUGAGCCGAACAAGCCUUUGACCAGCCAUCACCCAUACCUUGUCGAGCUUCUGGCCAGCGAAUGCAAAGCGGAGCCUGAUGAAGUCAUCGACUUUGAAUUAGUGCUCUACGAUACGCAGAAAUCCUGUGUUGGUGGAUUGAACGAAGAGCUCAUGUUCUCGCCCCGUCUUGAUAACCUCUGCAUGUCCUAUUGCAGUGUCAUGGCUCUUAUUCAUAGCGUGGCAACUCCCGAGGCGCUUGCCAAUGAAUCGUCUAUUCGACUGAUAGCCCUCUUCGACCACGAAGAAAUUGGCAGCAACACGGCGCAGGGCGCGGAUUCUAACGUGAUGCCCAGCAUCCUACGACGCUUGUCCGUGCUUGGAGCCGACGAUCCAGAGACCACAGCAUAUGAACAGAGUCUCGCUUCGUCCUUCCUGGUCUCUGCAGACAUGGCUCAUUCCGUAAAUCCAAACUUUGCCGCAAAGUAUGAGUCCGAUCAUAAGCCGGAGAUGAACAAGGGAGUCGUUAUAAAGGUCAAUGCCAAUGCGCGCUAUGCCACUAAUUCGCCAGGCAUCGUUUUGUUGAGAGAGAUUGCAAGUCGGGCCCAGGUCCCACUGCAGUCUUUUGUUGUCCGCAACGAUUCGAGCUGCGGUAGCACGAUAGGGCCAAUGCUAGCCGCCGCUCUCGGAACCAGGACACUGGACUUGGGUAAUCCACAGUUAAGUAUGCAUAGCAUUCGAGAGACAGGAGGGGUGUACGACGUCGAUUAUGCCAUUCAACUGUUCAAAGGGUUCUUCGAGCACUACUCGGAAUUAGAGAAGAAGAUCAUCGUUGACUGA